Messenger RNA from Grammomys surdaster, 3059 nucleotides. RefSeq names its product par-6 family cell polarity regulator gamma (gene Pard6g). The record is from RefSeq and is a predicted model, not a curated record. Gene Ontology annotation, molecular function: protein kinase C binding. Lineage: Eukaryota; Metazoa; Chordata; Mammalia; Rodentia; Muridae. Gene Ontology annotation, cellular component: apical plasma membrane; nucleus; cell cortex. The transcript has 3 exons. The coding region runs from base 25 to 1173 and encodes 382 amino acids. Gene Ontology annotation, biological process: establishment or maintenance of cell polarity; centrosome cycle; regulation of cellular localization.
GCGAGGCUAAGUGGGGCCGAAAUCAUGAACCGGAGUUUUCAUAAGUCUCAGACCCUACGCUUCUACGACUGCAGCGCAGUGGAAGUCAAGAGCAAGUUUGGCGCUGAGUUCCGAAGGUUCUCCUUGGACCGCCACAAGCCUGGGAAGUUUGAAGAUUUCUACCAGCUGGUGGUGCACACCCAUCACAUCUCUAACACCGAAGUGACCAUCGGCUAUGCUGAUGUGCACGGGGACCUGCUGCCCAUCAACAAUGACGACAACUUCUGCAAGGCGGUCUCAAGUGCAAACCCCUUGCUUCGAGUCUUCAUCCAGAAGCGAGAAGAGGCAGACCAUUACAGCUUUGGAGCAGGCACUCUGUCUAGGAAGAAAAAGGUGCUGGUGACCCUGAGGGAUGAGGGUCUGCGUCGGCGUACCCACCUCAACAUCAGCAUGCCGCAUGACUUCCGCCCAGUGUCAUCCAUCAUUGAUGUGGACAUCCUCCCUGAGACACACCGCCGAGUGAGGCUCUACAGACAUGGCUGUGAAAAGCCACUGGGCUUCUACAUUCGAGAUGGCACCAGCGUGCGCGUGACACCCCACGGGCUAGAAAAAGUACCAGGUAUCUUCAUUUCUCGAAUGGUGCCUGGGGGCCUUGCAGAAAGCACUGGGCUACUGGCUGUGAAUGACGAAGUCCUGGAGGUGAAUGGGAUUGAGGUAGCUGGAAAGACAUUGGAUCAAGUCACAGACAUGAUGAUAGCCAACAGCCACAACCUCAUCGUCACUGUCAAGCCGGCCAACCAAAGGAACAAUGUGGUUCGCAGUAGCCGCACAUCCGGCAGCUCUGUCCAGUCCACAGACAGCACCACCAGUCACCACAGCCUGCCAGGCGCCCAUGCUCUACCGAAUUCUGAAGAAAUGGAGAGUGAUGAGGAAGCCGACAUCGUCAUUGAAGGGGCUCUAGAACCUCAACACAUUCCGAAGACACAGGCUGUACCUCCAGGCAGCCUCUCAAGGGCCAAUGGCACCAGCCUUGCUCACAGGCUGCACAGAGGGGACAUGAGCCUGCAUAGCUCUGGGAGGGAGAGCAAUGGCAGCAUCCACAGAUUUCUCAGCUCUCUGAAACCAGACCCGCGACACAGCCUGGUCCUCCCCCAAGGAGGAGUGGAGGAACAUGGGCCAGCCAUUACACUCUAGGGCUUGAGCACUUGGCCAGGCUGAAGUCCCAGACAGACUGUGUGUCACCGAGACCCACAGGUGGCAAGUAUUAAAUAGCAUGUAGUACUAUUAGAUGUAUAGUCACUCCAAAGGGAAAUGCUUUACAUUUUCAUGUCAAUUUUAAAAUAAGAAAAAUAAUUGUGUACUUUUCUUUUUUCUUCAUCAACCUUAUUCUUUAUUUAAACUUUUGAACAAGAAUACUAUUUUUGUAGAAUUUUUCCACAGAACUUAAAAUAUGCACAACUGCAAAUUUAUCUGGGCCAGGCCUCAGUGCAUGUCCAGAACCUUUGCGAAGUGAAACAAAACACAAAAGUGCGAAGAGUAUUUUUAACAUUUUUUAAAUACUUGUUUUUAAAAGUGAAGCUUUAUAGAUAACUUUUUUAAAAUCGUAAAAUUCAUAUUUUUAACCAGUUUGUGUAAAAAUAUCUUGUGAUGUCCGAGUGGUCUACUGACCCAGUAUGGCUGUGAUAGGAUAAUAGGAGCUAAGGCUGGGUCCCAUCACAGAAAGGCAGUUUUCACCAUUUACAGCCAGCUCAGAAAGCCCUCUGGCCUAUACCCAAGAACCACUGGGAUUACAGGGCCCUUCAUCUGUGGAGCUGUCCCAGCCGCAACAGUCAGGCAGUCACUGCUGUUGGCUUAAGGUGGAUUUAGGGAUCCAGCAACCCUGCUGGCUAGAAGGUAAGACCAGUGAUAACACGUGGGAUUAAUAGCCAACUGUUCCAUCCGUGUUUUCUUUGGGUUGGCUAACUAGGGCAGUUUAAGACAUCGUCAGUAGAGAGUGUCACCUCUCUAAAGGCCCACAGCAGUGAGUGGGGUGGAUGUACAUGCUAGCUUUGCUUCGGAGAGUUAUUUUUAUAAGACAUUAGAGCAUGUCGAUGCCUGUUCCUAGAAUAGUGAUCAAUGGCAGGAAUUAUCUUAACUAGAACAAGUCAUGUGGAACUUAAUAGUUUUGACAGAUCACUUUCCUUUGACCUUCUUAGAGGUUUAUUAAUGUCUCACCCAAUUAUUUUUUAUAUGAAUUGUGUUUUCUGUUUGGAUACAGUGUUGGGAUAGAAUAUCACAUUAACUGAGAACAAACUGACCAAGUGAAUCCUUCAUGUAAAUAAAGGUUUAAAGCAUCUUCGUCUUCCAGGUGCCCCAGAGUCUGGCUGCCCUUAUGGUCUAGCAUCACCUGCUGGUGAGAUGCAGAACUGUCCUGACUUCAGCAAUGCCAGACGGAGAAUGCAUCUCAGCAUUGUCCUUUGUCCAGAAUUCGUCCAGUCAAACCGUUUUUUCCUUUGGGGAACUGUUUACUGGGCAUAAGUGGCUUUGGCUGAGGAUUGUUACCUUGGCCUGUGUCUGCUUCUCAGUUAUGUGCCGAAUAUCAUUAACACAAGGAGAGCAAGAUGCUCAGCGGGUCUUGGUGAGGAUCCAGACACCCAGAUUCAUGGCUUCCAAAUUGCUAAGAGCAACUGUUUUGUUUCUGUGUUGCUGCAGCGAUCUGGAAUGUUUUUUACUAAGACAAAUAUUACAGAACCAAAAACAACUGAUGCUCAGUUCCUACAUGCCUUGUUCUCAGCUAUACUGUCGCUUGGUGUUCUGUGUUAAACACCCUGUGUUUGCUACCAAGAAAGAAAGUUAUGUUUCUUACCAUGUUUAAGUUAUUUGGUAAAUGUGAAUCAGUUUAUUCAAAAAGAAAAUUUUUUUAAAUGAGGAGGCCUGACCUUUGUGAGAUGUUGCCUGUAAUUACAUGUGUUUAGCAGAUACCUGAGAGUAUUUUUCUAAACAGAACUCUACUCCUACCGUUAUCUUUCUUCUUUCACAAGAAUCUGUCAUUAUAUAUUAAAUUUUGUUUUAUAUAUCAGAAUAAAAAACUUUUGAGUUAA